Molecule: messenger RNA, 1644 nt
Organism: Polyodon spathula (Mississippi paddlefish)
Lineage: Eukaryota; Metazoa; Chordata; Actinopteri; Acipenseriformes; Polyodontidae
Gene: noxred1
Product: NADP-dependent oxidoreductase domain containing 1
Exons: 7
Coding region: 244-1338 (364 amino acids)
Biological process (GO): L-proline biosynthetic process
Molecular function (GO): pyrroline-5-carboxylate reductase activity
Source: RefSeq, a predicted model, not a curated record
CUGCGGGUAGUUGCAUAACGUCUGUUUAGUUAGUAUGGAUAAAUGAAACCUCACAUUUGUGUGUUUGUCUGAGGUGCACUUAAACAGAUUUCUGACGUGCUGUGUUUGUUUCCAUAGCGACGGUGUAACAUGCCUGCGUGUCCUGGUACCGAAUGAGACUUGUGUGUUUUGAUUGAGCUGGAUUUUAAACGAUACUUAACAGGUAUACAACACAGAACAGCUGAAAAAAGAAUUACAAUUCUAAUGAUGUCCGAUAUAACAGUGGGUCUAGAUUCCUUCAGCUUCGAAUCUGGGUUAAGUGAAAGUGAAACAGCUUUCCUGUAUCUGAAAGCACGCUAUAAUGCUCUGAUGCUUUGUGCCUGUGCCCAUGCUGCCUUCUUCGUCAAACUAAACCAUGCAGUACGAUUAAGAGUGUUAAAGGGACUUGGUUCUCUAAGAUCUAAAGUAUCCUGUUUGCAUCUAUCUGCUGAUGGCGGAAUUCUGAAAGUCGGUGUUCUAGGAGGAGGCCGCAUUGGAAAACAACUGACAAAGGUGCUGCUCCAAUUUACAAACCUUCAUCCAGGAAACCUUAAAGUUUCCAGCAGAAGACCAGAGACCUUAGAUGACCUCAAGAUAUUAGGGGUGGAAUGCUUUUAUGACAAUCGCCAUUUGGCUGCCUGGGCUGAUGUUCUUUUUCUCUGCUGCCUUCCCUCUCACUUGUCAAGAGUCUGUGCAGAAAUUCAACCUGAACUCAGCCAGUCCUGCAUUGUAUAUAGCUUUGUCAGUGCUGUGCCUGUGCCCAGACUCAAGCAGCUAUUGGGUCACAGUUCCAUCCUGAGGCCAGAGUAUACAAUUAUAGAGGGUGGUUCUGGUAAUGUGUGGGAGCAAGUGAGUGAUGUAAUUGCUUCUCUGAAAGACCCGUUGGUGGUAGAGGCCACAUGUCCUUUGAGGCAGACUGGAGGAAUAUCUGUUGAUAGAAAAUGGUUUGCAGCUGUACUCUACUCUGUCCUGAAUGUCUGUAGCCAUAUGAACGUGGAUUCCCAGCAGUCUCUGAAUAUUAUCAAUGAGUUGUUAAUAAAGCAGUCGCCAGCACAGAACAAAUCAGAAGGCACAUUUCUUUUCACCACCCAAAAUUUUGUUAAUGCAACCUUUGCAUCCACUCUCUCUGAGGAUGACCCGUUCCCCUGGAUCAGCCUCACAGACGUGCUUCUGAAAGACACUCCGCUGUCAAAGAUUCUUUCAGAAGAUCAUUCUUUCCGAGAGCAUCUUGCUGCAACGUAUUGUGCUGCCCAUAGAGUCCCAUCUACAGAAAGUGAAGAGACUAAAGAACAGGAAACAUCCCUCCAGCUGACUGCAUAGUCGCAUUACAUGUGUGUGCAGAAUGUAACUUGAACUAAUACACCAUCGCUUAAUUUGUUCAUUUGAAUACAUCCUGCAACAGGAUUUGAAUGACCACGUACCCAGCCAGUUGUGACAGCCUUACACUGCUGUUGGUGAGAAUCUUGUUGGUGUACAGUAUCAAUCAAUGUCAGUAUUCAAUAGCUUUAUGUAUUUAAUAUAGUUGUAUUAUUAUGUUACUGUUCUAUAAAAAGGAAUAACUUGAUCUGUACAACAUUUUAUUUUCAUUGUAGUAUGGACUUGACCUCCUAAAAUAUGAAAAAUUAA